AUGGAUUCAAGCGAUAUAAUGGCUGGAGCUCGUUAUGUUAUGCACGGCAAUUUUAAAGUCUUCGCUCGAGCAGUUUUAACUUUGAAUCGAAUUGGCGAAGAACUUUAUCUUGAACCAACUUCUGAGGGGUUUUCAAUGAAAUCGUUGAACUGUAGUAAAUCAGCUUAUGUGACAUUUAUUUUUUCAUCUUCCUUCUUUAGUGAAUGCGAUAUUGGUAGGAUUAAGGAUAAUGAAAAUAAUCUUUGUCGAAUAUCUAUGAAAUGUGCAUUGUCGGCAUUCAAAUGUGUAAAGAAUCAUGAAAAAACGGUUUUAUCAUGUCGAAUGUUCAUUAAUCCAAAAUCAAAUGCUAUGCUUAUUCAGCUUAUUCAUAUUUAUGUUAAGUAA
Messenger RNA from Dracunculus medinensis (Guinea worm), 384 nucleotides. The record is from the annotation of a GenBank genome assembly. Lineage: Eukaryota; Metazoa; Nematoda; Chromadorea; Rhabditida; Dracunculidae.